UCAUAUUUAAUUUUCUUUUAUUAGUUAUCUCUCUCUCUCUCUCUCUCCCUCCUUUUAUAAAUUUCUUUAGUUUCGUCCCAAAAUUUCACUGGAAAACCAUGGGGUAUUCUACUAGAAACCCUAAUCACCGCCCCCACAACAACCGACCAAAGCCCAAUCGCCGAAAACGAAGCCCUCCUCGUUCCGACCCCACCACCUCCCCGCCGGCCCCAAAGUAUACGGUCGAGAAGCCUGACGCCGGUACCCUCGUCAUGGGUCAUAUCAAGAUCCUGAAACGAGGCGAGGAACUCGAAGAAAAGACUACGACUACGACAUCAACGUCAUCCAUGGACACAAGUCCUCCUCGUAAGGAUCACUGCAGACUCACCAAUCCCGAGUCGGCGGGUUUGCUUGGUUCAGAACCUGAGUCGUUUCCCACUCGAAUCCGUUCCAAAGAGCCGACUCGAACUUCUUUGUUCUACGCAGGGUCGACGGUAUGCAUAGCCUCGCCGCCACCGAGUUCACUCCCUCUUCCGGUGUUCUCAAAGAAGGGCGUAGCAUCUCCAAUUAAUCUUGAAGCAACUAGUGUUUUGUUGAAGGUUUUACGUCUCGAUUUGGCGUGAAAUAGUUCAGAUCUUUAGUUUAAAGGCGUAGAUUUACUGUGAAUCGAUGCAGAUCUAGUCGUUUUGAUUAAGCCAUGGAUACCAACUUUAUAAGGGUUCUCUUCAUCUUUCCUUUUUCUUUUUUAAGUUUGAGUUUUCUGACUGCGUGAUCUUCCCUUAUUUUUUCAACGGGAGGUCGGUCAUAACUCUCAACCUUAGCUUUUUAAGACAUUAUCUAAGUUUGUAAAAGCUGGGUGGCGAAACCGUAUUCUACUUUUUUGUGUUUUAUUUCCUUUAGGCUUUUUUUUGUAAUUUUAUUUUGGGUUUUUAAUUUUAGUCUUUAAUAAUAUGCCUAAAACGAAAGGUAAGGGUUGGCUAACCCUAUAAGUACUUGUAAGCUUUUCCUUGUAUCCAGACUUUUCAGUCAUUAAUCUGAAUAAAUUUGUGUAUUUUGUUUUC
This is a messenger RNA of Humulus lupulus (European hop), 1040 nucleotides long. RefSeq lists its product as uncharacterized. The transcript has a single exon. The record is from RefSeq and is a predicted model, not a curated record. The coding region runs from base 99 to 602 and encodes 167 amino acids. NCBI's taxonomy places the organism in Eukaryota, Viridiplantae, Streptophyta, Magnoliopsida, Rosales, Cannabaceae.